This is a messenger RNA of Bipolaris maydis ATCC 48331, 2186 nucleotides long. RefSeq names its product general substrate transporter. NCBI's taxonomy places the organism in Eukaryota, Fungi, Ascomycota, Dothideomycetes, Pleosporales, Pleosporaceae. Gene Ontology annotation, biological process: transmembrane transport; carbohydrate transport. The record is from RefSeq and is a predicted model, not a curated record. Gene Ontology annotation, molecular function: carbohydrate:proton symporter activity. Gene Ontology annotation, cellular component: membrane.
AUCCUCUCCAGUUGCUAAGUUGGCACGAGCGGAUUUUAGGCUUUGGAUGCACAUGGGUACCGGUUGUCCGGGGUCGCAGUCCAAAUGUAUAAGUACACCGUGCAGUUUCACCGUUGAGAUUACCGCUCCACCAGCUGCUCCACCCUUCCCAACAGGCCGGGCUUCGACCCAGACUACCUGCCGGCGUCAUCAUCAAUAGAAAGCACAACCCCCUUUUGACCAUACAGCCAUGCCUCGCCGCAACAGCAGUAUCCUCGGCCCUGACCCGGAACAGGCACGCCGCUUCUCGAUUGCUACCCCGGACAUCAAGCAGGUUCUCCACGAUGCCAGCAAAGGAACCCAGGCCGAGCAGCAGAUGAGCCUGGCACAGGGCAUCAAGCUGUACCCCAAGGCCAUUGCCUGGUCCGUUCUACUCUCCGCAGCCAUCAUCAUGGAGGGCUUCGACAAGGUCCUCAUUGCCAACCUCAUGGCAGUGCCAGCCUUUAAGCGCAAGUUUGGCCAGCCACUCCCCGACGGCAAGUACGAGGUCACCGCAGCAUGGCAAGCCGGACUAACCAACGGCGCCUACGUUGGCGAAUGCAUGGGUUUGAUGCUCAACGGCUUGCUCGCAGAUCGAUUCGGAUAUAAAAAGACCAUGAUUGGAGCCUUGUUCGCCACAAACUUGUUCAUCUUCAUCGUCUUCUUCGCACACAACGUGGAAAUGCUCCUGGGCGGCCUUAUCCUUUGCGGUAUUCCAUGGGGUGUCUUCCAGACUCUGACUUGCACAUAUGCUGCCGAAGUCGUGCCUGUCCCCCUCCGUCCCAUUCUCACCACGUACGUCAACCUCUGCUGGGUCAUUGGCCAAUUCCUCGCCUCGGGCGUGCUUAAAGGCGUGGCCGAGAUACCUGAUCAGUGGGCCUACCGCAUCCCCUACGCCCUGCAGUGGAUCUGGCCUGUUCCUCUGAUGAUUGGCAUCUCGUUUGCACCAGAGUCGCCCUGGUGGCUUGUGCGCAAGGAUCGUUUUGAUGAGGCAAAGAAGAUGUUGAUGCGCCUGACGUCUCCCGAGAGGCUCCCCGAGUUCAAUCCCGACGAGACUAUUGCCAUGAUGCGCCAUACCAACGCUAUGGAGAUGGCUGUAUCUGAAGGCACUUCGUACCUCGACUGCUUCAAGGGAACCGACUUCCGACGAACCGAGAUUGCUGCCAUGGCCUGGUUUACCCAGGCUUUCUGUGGAGCCGGUCUCAUUGGAUACAGCACCUAUUUCUUCCAGCAAGCCGGCCUCAGCGAUGCUAACGCCUUUUCCAUGAGUCUUGGUCAAUAUGCAAUCGGUGCUGUGGGUGUUUUUGCCGCCUGGGCUCUCAUUCAACGGGUAGGACGUCGAACUCUGUACGUUGUUGGUGAUUUUGUCAUGGUCAUGGUCAUGUGCAUCAUUGGCGGUCUUGGCACUAUUCACAAGGGCAACGUUGGAGCACAAUGGGCAAUUGGUUCCAUGCUUUUGCUCUUCGCCGCUGCAUACAAUUGCACUGUCGGUCCAGUGUGUUACUCGAUUGUCGCCGAAAUCCCAUCCACUCGUCUCCGCCAGAAGACUGUUGUCCUUGCCAGGAACUUUUACAACAUCGGAUCCAUUAUCGGCAAUAUCCUGACCCCACGCAUGCUUAACCCUGGUGCCUGGAACUGGGGUGCCAAGAGCGGCUUCUUCUAUGCUGGGACUGCUUUCGGAUGCUUCGUAUGGGCCUUCUUCCGCCUUCCCGAGCCCAAGGGAAGAACUUAUGGAGAACUCGACAUUCUCUUCGAGAGGCGCGUGCCUGCACGCAAGUUUGCCACCACCAUUGUUGACAGCUUCAAUGUCAGCGAUGCCGACAGUGAUUAUACAGAGAAGAAAGGAGCUUCCGCUCAUCUUGAGCAAGUUCACUCCAAGGAGGCUAUGUGAGACGAUAUUAGGACGGAUAUGGACAACUUGUACUAAACGUGUGUUAUGAGCUUUUGUAUGCCAGUAUCUACAUCCUUUCGCUUUAGCUGUUUCCAGGAAAUGCCAUUUUCAUGUAUACUUUUAGUGAUUAUAGAAACUCAUCGUAUCCCUUGCUAGUAAGUGGUUCCUGAGUUGACUCGCCUUGAUGCACUUGGCAAUCAUAUUGACAUGGCAUCAUUACCACCAUAUCUAGGCAUUGCAAGUACAGCAUGUCCCCUGCUUACCUUGUAUACUUACA